This is a messenger RNA of Strigops habroptila (Kakapo), 4534 nucleotides long. RefSeq names its product gap junction protein gamma 1 (gene GJC1). Gene Ontology annotation, biological process: cell communication. Gene Ontology annotation, cellular component: connexin complex. The transcript is spliced from 3 exons. Bases 525 to 1706 code for a protein of 393 amino acids. The record is from RefSeq and is a predicted model, not a curated record. Lineage: Eukaryota; Metazoa; Chordata; Aves; Psittaciformes; Psittacidae.
CUCAUCCCACUAGUGCAGAACUCGGGGCUGCAGAACUGCGCUUGGGGUCUUUCUGAAGCGUUCAGAGCAUGAAGCCACUUGCAGUAAGGUGCUGUAUGGGACUGGAACCCUCUGGUCUUUUUUCCUGUUAAAAAUGUGUUAUUUCAUCCAGUUCUGUCUAUGGCAUAAUGGUUGCGUAGAAAGAAGAGCUGUGAUUGUAAACCUGGAUUGAUGCAUGCCCAACUGACAGCCGCCAGAUAAAUUGAUUCGCUGGUCAUCAUUUUCUUCCCAUGUUUCUCAGCUAAAUAAAUUAAACUCUGAAUCUCUCACUUCUAGGCAUCUUCCCCAUUCUUCAGCUGCUUUGGAGGCUGGUAGACUCACUCUCUGAUGUUUAAGCAACUUCUGAAGGAUGCAGACACAGGCAUUGAGUGCUGUCUUGCUAACCAGGAGCAGACUUCUCAAAAGCCUGUGGAGGAGGCGUAGGAUCUUCAAGCAGCUUCUGGCAGCUGGAGGUUCCCGAUAACAGAUAAAAUUACUUGACCACCAUGAGUUGGAGUUUCCUGACCCGCCUGUUAGAGGAGAUCCACAAUCACUCGACCUUUGUUGGCAAAAUCUGGCUGUCAGUGCUGAUUGUAUUUCGGAUUGUCCUGACUGCUGUGGGAGGAGAGUCCAUUUAUUAUGAUGAACAGAGCAAGUUUGUGUGCAACACGGAGCAGCCUGGCUGUGAGAACGUUUGUUACGAUGCUUUUGCUCCUCUUUCACACGUGAGGUUUUGGGUCUUCCAGAUCAUCCUCGUCGCCACUCCGUCCGUCAUGUACUUGGGCUAUGCAAUCCAUAAGAUUGCCCGGAUGGUGGAACACAGCGAAGCCGACAGAAGAAUCAGAAGCAAAAGCUUUUCCAUGCGCUGGAAACAGCACCGUGGCUUAGAGGAAACUGAGGAGGACCACGAGGAGGACCCCAUGAUGUACCCAGAAAUUGAGCUGGAAAGCGAACGGGAGAAUAAAGAGCAGCAGGCGCCGGGCAAAGCCAAGCACGAUGGCAGGCGGCGCAUCCGGGAGGAUGGGCUCAUGAGGAUUUAUGUCCUGCAGCUCCUGGCGAGGACCACGUUUGAAAUUGGCUUCCUGGUGGGUCAGUAUUUCUUGUAUGGCUUCGAGGUGAGCCCCGUGUUUGUGUGCAGCAGGACGCCGUGCCCGCACAAGAUCGAUUGCUUCAUUUCCAGGCCAACUGAAAAGACCAUUUUCCUGCUUAUAAUGUACGGGGUGAGCUGCAUGUGUUUGCUUUUGAAUGUCUGGGAGAUGCUCCAUUUGGGAUUUGGCACUAUCCGGGACACAUUGAACCACAAGAGGAAAGAGCUGGAAGACUCUGGUACUUACAACUACCCUUUUACUUGGAAUACACCAUCUGCUCCUCCUGGCUAUAACAUCGCGGUCAAGCCAGAGCAAAUGCAAUACACUGAACUGACCAAUGCCAAAAUGGCCUACAAACAGAACAAAGCCAAUAUAGCUCAGGAACAGCAGUAUGGAAGCAAUGAAGAAAACAUCCCUGCUGACCUGGAAAACCUGCAGAGGGAAAUCAAAGUGGCUCAGGAGCGCCUGGACCUCGCGAUCCAGGCUUACAACAACCAAAACAACCCCAGCAGUUCCAGAGAGAAGAAAUCCAAAACGGGCUCAAACAAAAGCAGUGCCAGUAGCAAGUCAGGAGAUGGGAAGAGCUCUGUCUGGAUUUAAUGUUGGCUGAGUUUAGACACUGUGUUUUUUCUCCUAGUUUAUCAUAACCAGCAACCCCUUGAAUAAUGGCUUCCAUUAAGUAACUAUUUGACUGUUUCAUUUCAGGGAUGCCGUUGGCUCGUGAUUCAACCUCUCACAAAGGGGUUAAACGCAUAUUCUAGGAUGAUAGAACUUUAUUCUUCUGUCUUCCAAGUCAGGAGACAAAUACUUAUAUUUAAAUCAUUCUCAGUGAACGGUUUAUGCUGUAUGUACAGUAUUAUAGUACAUUUCUUAUGCACAAUUUUUUUGUAUUUGUACACUGGAUCUCUGAUGUUACACUUUUUUAUAUUGCCAAGGAGCAAGCAGUGGGUAGCUGGUAGCAUUUUGCUAGUUUUAUUACUGUGGUCCACAGUUUUUGUCGUUGUUCUUCCUUGGUUUAAACCUAAAACUUUCUAUGCUGCGUUCCAGAAGUGCCUUGAACAUGCAGACAGCCCAGCAGAGUCUCCACUUACCCAGGCAGCCCAUGGGUGCAGCAGGGAAAUGGGGAAAACAUCUGUUAAUGGUGCUCUUGUCUCUUGUUUUUGACCCAAAUGAUGUGCUACUUAGGAAAUGGAAGUGUCAUACUUACAGCUACUGGGUGCUCCAGGGUUGGAUUCCCAGGAAAAGAUGUGUGCAGGAGUCCUUGUGUUCCAAGUACCAGUGCCAACCCUCAGGCAGAGAGGGCUCAGACCUCCCUGCGAGCUUCGUGCACCAGGAGGGAAGAGAGACUUCCAACUCCUGCAAAACAUCCCCCCAAAAGUACAUAGAAAUUGCUGGAUUCAGUAAUUCCACGUAGUUCUGUGAUAUCUAUGGAUAGAGAUGGGUUUGAGGUCUGUUGUUACAGACAACCGCUCCCCAAGAGCAUGAAGUUCCUUCCAUACCUUUUGGAUAAGAUUUCUGUCUUUUCCAAAGUAAUCUGCUUAGAUGGAGUCAGAGUGAGUUUGUUUCUCUGUGCAUUCCCUGGAGGAACAACCUUCCUCCCCCCCAGCCAGGCCACACGAGCUGUCUGGAAGAGUUUUUACAAAGCCCUUUCCGAAUAUCAAUGAUACUGCCUUAUUCCAGACCCUUCUUCCUUCCAUUAUGUCCGAGGAAUUCACUUCAGACAGAGCAAUCUGUAGAAUUUAGAUUUCUGCUUGAGAGACCAGUCAGAUUUGGCAUUCGGAGGCUUUGGCAUUACACUUGAAUUUAGAAUUAGAAAAGGAGAAUGCGGAAUAUGCUGCCUUCAGGGGUGUCUUUCUGGCAAGGACACGCAUUAAUGGUUGGGAGAUGCUGAUAAAUGUGUGUGUUUUUUGCUACUAUUUGUAAUGUAUUCAGGACCUUGCUCCACGCUGGGCUUUUGUUAGGUUUUCAUGCGUUUGAAUAUAUUUUGGGGGCUGUCUCAAGCAGGACUGUUCUGUUUUGAGGCUCCGUCAGUCCUUAGUGCCCUCGUUACAGCCUGGCCAGGGACAGGAUUGGCAAGUAAGGCUCUGUGGAGGACACGGGUGAACCCACACUCCAUUCCUGUCCCAUAGAACAUCAAAGCAUAGGCUUCAUGUUAGAUUUAAGCUAAGGGGAUAUGAGCACUUGCUUGCAGUUGUCCUCUACCCAAGCACUUGCUGACAGUAGGUAUUUUGCUGACUUGGUUUUGCUGUUUUCACUCUGGGACACCGGAGCCCAGCUCUGCUUUAGGGAGAAAUGAGUGUGGGUCAGCGGGAGCCUCCCCAGUUCACCUCCAGCAGAGAUGUUGGGAAGUGAGCUUCCUUUCUGCCUUCGUCUUUGGCUUUAACUCCUGGCCACUGCUCCAGGAAAGGAACAACCUCCCAGGUUUAUGCAGUGAAGUUUCAGGGUGAUGUGUGUAAGUAGAAGUAGGUAACGCAGGAAGCACACAGCAGUUUUGGGCAGCAGAAGUGGGCUCGUGAGCAGGGACCAGCAGUGUGGGGUUUGUUAAUAGUGCUCCUCUAGUUAAUGAGGAGGCUGAAGAGAAGCACACAGCCUGAAGAUGGGCACAGAGGCUUUGCCAGCAGAAAGCUCUGAGUGUGAUGGAGAAGCUGCCUGGAAAACAUGUUGUCUGAAAGUACUAGGGAAAGACAUUUGGAGCCUGGAGAUAAUCAGGGAUGGUGGCUACAAUCCACUCAUUAUCCCGGACACUGGGGUGGUUCUUUUCAGCUUCCCAAAAGGGGGACGUUGCUUGUGGUGGUUUCAGAACAGUCUUUCACCAGUUCAGUGGCACGAAGUGAAAAUCCUUUCCCUUUGCUGCUCUCGACACAAACUGCAGCCGUUUCUUAGCAAUGGCUUCCAAUAAAACGGGUUUGUGACAGCUCCUUCUCCAAUUCAUGAUCCAAACUAUUUCCUGCUUCAAGCUACUGCCUUGGGUCAGUCCUGUGAGCUUCUGUCCCCACCAGUAAAUACUCCCCUUAGUGGGCCAAGUGGGUAGAAUAUUCCAACUGAAUUCAUUCUGAAAAUGCAAAGUAAUGGAGCUGUUUCUAUUACUGGGGUUUUGUUUUCAUUUUAAUUGUGUAUAAAGUGCACAUUUGCUUUGAAACUGAGUGUUUGUUCUUAGUAGAGGAUGUCUGUUCCAGCUCUAAAUGUUCAUGUCUGUGACUGUAUUCAGUUUCAAAGUAUCAGGCUUGAUUUUUCCUUUUGAAGAAAUGAUACCUGCAUUACUUUAAAAUGCUCUUUUGCUUUGGCUUAAUGUAGGCCAUUCCGAAAGAAAAGUUCAGAAGAGACUUUGGGAGAAGAAAUCCUGAACAGAACUUGGGUUUGUGUUGUCAUUCUCUGGUUUUGGAUGCAGUUUGCAAAGAACAAUCUAUUAAAUCCAGUGGAUUCCUCCA